GCCCGAGGAGUCCCGCCGUGAUUCACAACCACUCCUCAAUAUUAUCUAUAUAAGCAAUCAAACCUUCACCUAAGUCCUUCGAAUUCUCUUCUUUCAGCCUUCUAUUUGCUUCUAUCCAGCCGCCUCGGCUCAAGUACCAGCCAUUACUUCUCUUCUUUCUCAUCGCUCACCGUGCCAGUCCAUCAUGGAUGAUAACAGGUCUCAGCCACCGGAUGAGCCUGUCCUUAUUCCCAGUCUGGCAUCGCUGAGUAUUGAAGACAUUCCGACCCUCGAUCUCCAGAUUAAGCUGGAGCUGGAUCAGGGCAGCGAUGUCACCAAAGCAUGCGACGACAAGGAAACAGAGAUCACCGAAGUUCAGCCAAAGGAGGACAUUCUCUCGGAAUCCAUUCCAGAUGAAGUACAUCUAUCACGUGGCGACGAAACACUGCAGGACCAUGGACGAGAACCAUUUGAUGACAUCGCGACUGAGUAUGGGGAUACUUCAGGCUCCGAACCAGACUUUGCAUCAAGUUCAGAAUUUGAUUUUGGGUCGGAUGAUGAAGAUGGAGAAACAACAGACGAUUUGAUCCGCUAUGUCACGGCUCAUCGAGACGAGCCGUUCGAAUACGUCCAUCGCUUUCCUCCUCUGGAGCCCCUGGAAUCAAUCGAAAACCCCGAACACACUACCAUGGAACCUGCUGGCUUGCCUCUAACACCAUCUCCCACUACAGAUGUCCUCUUUCAAAAUGACUAUUUCAUCGUCAAGCGAUCCCUCAUUGCGGGCUGGGGCGCCUUUGCAGCCAAAGACCUCAAAUUCGAAGACAACAUUCUCGUCGAGAGACCGCUGUUCACCGCCGACAAUAACACACUGUACAAGGAAUUCGACAAACUGGACCAGGCUUCGCAGGAAAUUGCGCUGGGUCUUCACGCUAACAGCUAUUGUAAGUUCCAGAACAUCAAAGCUGUCUGGACUACAAACUGCUUUUCAACAGGUGUCUUGGAUGAAGCGGGCCUUUUCCCUGUCGCGUCGCGAUUCAAUCAUACAUGUCAUCCGGGACAGAACGUUGCGUACCACUACAACAAGGCCGAGAAGGUACUUGAGAUGAAAGUCAAAGCGGAUGUUAUCAAAGAAGGUGAAGAACUGACCAUCUCGUAUGGUUUCAGACUGACUCCCGCCGAUUUGUUCUAUCGCUAUGGGUUCAGAUGUCGCUGUGGAGGAUGCUCUGGAUGGACAGAAGAGGAUGAGAAGGGUAUGUGGUGAUCGAAAGGAGAUAUGGGUCGCGAGAGGCACAUAUCUUUGCUUGGGUUUGAAAGUCCAGAGAUAGUUUGGUUCCAGCAUUCGAGACAAGGGGCUAUGAUUGAUGUUGGAUUUGUAUUGACCUGGAUAUAGGGUCAUUCUUUGGUCCUUGGGAGAUGGGACCGGCGUUGGGC
Messenger RNA from Fusarium redolens, 1410 nucleotides. RefSeq lists its product as uncharacterized. Bases 185 to 1240 code for a protein of 351 amino acids. The record is from RefSeq and is a predicted model, not a curated record. The transcript is spliced from 4 exons. Gene Ontology annotation, molecular function: protein binding. NCBI's taxonomy places the organism in Eukaryota, Fungi, Ascomycota, Sordariomycetes, Hypocreales, Nectriaceae.